CUUAAUUACAAAAACAACGCACCCUCCAAAAAAAGAAGCUAAAUUCAAGGAAACAAAAUUCCAACUUAUAAGGGAACUACAAGGCCAUUUUUUUUUCUUCAUUUAAUUACAUCCCUUAAUUCACCAUCAAAAUCUCUUAUCUAAUUUUUUUUAGCCCUUUAAAUUCUCUCCUCUCCUUAGUUUCUCUUUGAAACCAAAAAAGAAGCUGCAAAUUUUGAUCUUCUGUCCGUUGUACCCGGAUCCGACCCGACCCGGGUAUGUUGACAUAUUCCUGUUCAUCUUUGUCUCAUUUUCUUGGCUGAGUCCAUUAGAGAGAUCCCAUUUCUGGAAAAAGGCUGUGGCCUUUUUUUUCUCUGGUUUCUUUGUUUUCAAGGGUUCUGCAAUUAAGCAGUCUUAAUGGGGAGUUGUGUAUCAACACCUGCUAAAAAAAUCUAUACAGAGAGAAGGCCCCGUCGUUGGUCCAGAAAAUACCACCGGAAGGUAUCUGGUUGUAUCACAGAUGGAACCAAGAAAAGGACUAGUGAUGCUCGUGUAACGGAUAUAGCUGUUAGUGAAUAUGUUCAUAUGGAUUUUGAGAAGGGUGCAACAACUACUUGUAGAAGAUCUGAGGUUUCAAACUCAACAUUCCAUCUCACCCAAUUGCAGUGGCAUCUUAGUCAACUUGAUCCAAAUGUAGCUUGCCAAGAGGAUGCAUGGUUUGAUUCAGUCAGUAUUCUGGAAUCUGAUUCAGAUGAUGAUUUCAUCAGCAUUCAUGGAGAUGGUUUUCCAUUGGUGGGCAAUGCAAUUGGGAAUAUAUCAAGUGGUCAGGUGCUUCAGUAUGAAAGUUCUUCAUGCUUUGUGGAUGGCAAGUGUAAAUAUGAAGAAUACCAUGAAAGUUAUUUAAAAAUAGAUGGAGGCAAAAUGAGCAAAGAUGAAUUGAAAGAAUCAAAUCGGUUUUCUCUCAUUAGUAGCCAGGGUCAUGAGCUUUCACGCUUUGGAAAGGCUGAUGAAAUUUGUAAUAGGAGGAAGAAACUAUUAGAUCAAUCUUAUGGAAGCUUUAAAGGUCUGAAAGAGGAUAGGCGUAAAUCUGAAGAGAAAAACUUAAGAUCUGGAUUAUCCAGAAUGGUUCCUUCUGUUAGUUUCAAUGAGAAGAUUUUGACAUCAAGUAUGGCUCCACAAGCCCAAAGAAAAAUAUCAGCAGUUUUUAGGCUUUCUUUUAAGAGGAGAUCAUGUGAUGCAGAAGACAAACUCGAAGAAUGCUCAGCAAAACGAUUUUUAUAUCACCCCAGAGCAGGAUAUAUAAUUCCGUGUAGCAAGGAUGAGAAGGCAAAUCAAGGAUGCUGGUCCGAGAUUCCACCUUCAACUUUUAAACUUCGAGGCGAGACCUAUUUCAAAGAUAAACGGAAGUGUCCUGCUCCAGAUUACUCCCCAUAUACUCCAAUAGGUGUUGACUUGUUUAUCUGCCCCAGAAAGAUAAAUCACAUUGCCCAACAUAUUGAACUUCCUAAUGUAAAAGCAAAUGGGAAAGUCCCUCCUCUUCUAAUUGUUAAUAUUCAGUUGCCUACUUAUCCUGCUGCAAUGUUCCUUGGUGAUAGUGAUGGUGAAGGAAUGAGUCUUGUUCUCUAUUUCAAAGUUUCUGAGAAUUUUGAAGGAGUCAUCUCGCCUCAAUAUCAGGAAAGCAUCAAGAAAUUGGUUGAGGAUGAGAUGGAAAAGGUUAAAGGGUUUGCGAAAGAAUCUACUGUUCCCUUCAGAGAAAGGCUAAAGAUCAUGGCUGGGUUGGUUAAUCCUGAUGAUCUCAAUUUGAGUUCUACUGAAAAGAAACUUGUAAAUGCUUAUAAUGAAAAGCCAGUUCUCUCACGCCCUCAGCACAACUUUUAUAAGGGCCCUAAUUACUUUGAGAUUGAUUUGGACAUUCAUCGCUUCAGUUAUAUAUCAAGAAAGGGACUUGAGUCAUUUCGAGAUCGUUUGAAAAAUGGAAUACUUGAUCUGGGUUUAACCAUCCAGGCACAAAAACAAGAGGAACUUCCAGAGCAAGUGUUGUGCUGUUUGCGACUGAACAAGAUCGACUUUUCCGAUCAUGGCCAAAUACCUAUGCUUAUGACUGUUCCUGAUAACUGACAUGGUUGUGAAGGUGCGGGAUAUGACUCUUGCAAGAUUUAUAAACUCUUGUAUGGAGUAUCAACAUGUUCAUUUUGUACAAGCUCACUUGUUACAAUUCCAAGCUUUAAUGAUGAAAGAAAAGAAAAGCUUUAUUGCAAA
Durio zibethinus is the source of this 2238-nucleotide messenger RNA. RefSeq lists its product as uncharacterized. NCBI's taxonomy places the organism in Eukaryota, Viridiplantae, Streptophyta, Magnoliopsida, Malvales, Malvaceae. The record is from RefSeq and is a predicted model, not a curated record.